UGUCCCACAGACUUCAUUCAACUUUACAACUCGAGCUGAGCUGAUCUUGCUCCUGAAAUCUUCAAUUCUUCAGAUCUAAGUGACUCGACGAGACCUCAUCAUGGUGUCAAUGGGACGGCAGAUGCUGGGCUUCGUCCUGGCCAUCAUCGGUUUCUUGGGGACCAUCAUCGUGUGCGCCCUGCCGAUGUGGAGGGUCACAGCCUUCAUCGGAGCCAACAUCGUGACGGCGCAGGUCAUCUGGGAAGGCUUAUGGAUGAACUGUGUGACGCAGAGCACAGGCCAGAUGCAGUGCAAGAUCUACGAUUCCCUGCUGGCCCUGCCACAGGACCUCCAGGCUGCCAGAGCCCUCGUGGUCGUCGCCAUCAUCGUUGCCGUCUUCGGCGUCAUUCUGGGCAUCGCAGGAGGCAAGUGCACCAACUUCGUGGAGAACGAGCACUCCAAAGCCAGGGUGGCCAUCGCUUCCGGAGUCAUCUUCAUUUGUGCCGGCGUCCUCAUCCUGAUCCCCGUCUGCUGGUCUGCCCACACCAUCAUCAGGGACUUCUACAGCCCCAUCCUGACCAACCCGCAGAGGAGAGAGCUGGGGGCCGCGCUUUACAUCGGCUGGGGCACUGCUGCACUUCUCCUCCUGGGUGGAGCUCUCCUCUGCAGCUCCUGCCCAUCCAAAGAUGGCCCAGAAUAUCCAGUCAAGUACUCCGGUGCCAGGUCCACAGCCACCAGCCGAGCCUACGUCUGAGAGGCCCGCUCUCCUGAAAAAGACUGCAAAUGAUUUUACUUUUUUUUUGUUUUUUUGAGUGAAUCCUCCUCAUUGUGAGUUUCUGAUAGCCCCAUAACCUGUGUCUCGACACAGAGUGAGGACACUUGUCUGAGAAAUUCCCGAUUUCUCUGGAAGCGAGCGAGUGUUUGUGGUGGCAGAAGGACGUGGUGUGAAACUACAGCACGUCACAAUGAAUGGACCGAGUUAUUCCAUUUUAAGCUUGUAUCAAACCGAAUGUUGGAAUGUAUUGAAGAAAACUUGUACAGUACACUGAUGCAUUGUGAAUAUAUAUAUAUAUAUGAUUGAAUAGUUAUACCAUAAGGCUGCUUUUGUUCACUGAAGUCUCUGAUUUUAAUAAAGAUAUUUCAUA
Molecule: messenger RNA, 1124 nt
Organism: Acanthopagrus latus (yellowfin seabream)
Lineage: Eukaryota; Metazoa; Chordata; Actinopteri; Spariformes; Sparidae
Gene: cldne
Product: claudin e
Exons: 1
Coding region: 101-733 (210 amino acids)
Biological process (GO): bicellular tight junction assembly; cell adhesion
Cellular component (GO): plasma membrane; bicellular tight junction
Molecular function (GO): structural molecule activity
Source: RefSeq, a predicted model, not a curated record